Molecule: messenger RNA, 2487 nt
Organism: Exophiala xenobiotica
Lineage: Eukaryota; Fungi; Ascomycota; Eurotiomycetes; Chaetothyriales; Herpotrichiellaceae
Exons: 2
Coding region: 41-2188 (715 amino acids)
Biological process (GO): microtubule-based movement
Cellular component (GO): microtubule; kinesin complex
Molecular function (GO): microtubule motor activity; microtubule binding; ATP hydrolysis activity
Source: RefSeq, a predicted model, not a curated record
GAGCAGAGUCGUGCUAUCAAUACUGCACAUCAAGUCCAAGAUGAGUGUCAGAGUCGUCGCGCGUGUACGACCUCUUCUCAAGUCCGAAAAUGACAAAGACCAAAUCGUAACCAGCCAUACCGGCGGAGAUGGCAACAACACGAUAAUCAAGAUACCGAACCCCAAAAAUCUGUCCGAGGAGUACAGCUUCCAAUUCAACAGUGUCUACGAGCAAGAUGCUACUCAGCAAGAGAUCUUUGACACCGAAGUCGCUCCCACGGUCAAACAUCUCUUCCUCGGCUACGAUAUCACAAUAUUCGCCUAUGGCUCAACGGGAACGGGAAAGACACAUACAAUGCGUGGUGGAAAAUCACUCGCAGACAGAGGCAUGAUUCCGCGACUGCUCAGCAACAUAUACAGAAAGAGUCGGGCCAUUGAGAAGAGCAGUAAUGGCGAGACGACAGUGGCAGUGUCCAUGAGCUACUACGAAAUCUACAACGACCGAGUCUUUGACCUCUUCGACGCGCCCGAGAAGCGAACGCUGACCGGUCUGCCCAUCAGAGAAGCCGAAGGUGGCAAGACAGUCGUCGUAGGAUUGACAGAAGUCCCUUGCGGAUCACUGAAGGAUUUUGAACUCCUCUAUGACAAGGCCAACGCCAACCGAAGCACAGGCGCAACCAAACUGAACGCUCACUCCUCUCGAUCUCACGCCAUUCUUUGCGUCAAAGUCACGAUAUCAAGUCCCACGGAAACAAGAGUUAGCACUGCUUCGGCCAUCGACCUUGCUGGUUCUGAAGACAACCGACGAACAGGGAAUGGCAAGGACAGAAUGGUCGAGUCCGCGAGCAUUAACAAAUCCCUGUUCGUAUUGGCUCAAUGUGUCGAAGCUAUCAGCAAGAAACAGCAACGAAUUCCGUACCGCGAAUCCAAAAUGACACGAAUCCUCUCGCUCGGACAGAACAACGGCUUUACAGUAAUGAUACUCAAUCUCGCGCCGACCAAAGCAUUCCAUCUCGACACUUUGAGCUCUCUGAACUUCGCCAACAGAACCAAAAAGAUCGAGGUCCGUGAGCUCGAAAAUGAACCCAUCUUCAAAGGUCCACCACGACAAGUUGCUGGGGCACCUCUAGGUGGCCCGACAAUGCAACGUCAACCACUGCGACCACUCACAAACAGCAUCAACGUGAAUCUCAUUGCCACCCGAGACAAUAGUGGGAAGAAUGAGAAACCACCAAAAGCGUUCUCAGUCUUCUCCGACCUCAACAGAUCCGCCAUAGCCAGGCCUCUCCCUCAGAAAUCCUCCCCGCUCAAACGCACGGCAGACACAUCCUUGACUGCCUCAACCCGACCGUCCAAAGCGUCGCGGCCGACGCCGAACUUCAUUUGCCGAGGCCCUGAACCCGCCGGCAUGACAAAAGCCUCGAUCGAAUCUCUAGUGGAACAGAAAGUCUCGGAGAUCCUGGCUGCCCGCGCACUGAACGCACCAGACCCGGUGCCGACGAAGACGAUAUCGGAAGAAGUCCAGCGCCGGCUGGACUCAAUCGAGAAGCGACUCGAGGGUCAAGAAGGCGAACGCGCCGAGGGUCUCAGUUACUUGCUCAUGGCGAAGCAGCAUCAAGCCAGGGGUGAGGACUUGAGUGCGCUGAAAAUGUACGAGCUGGCGCGGCCGUAUUUUCCGGACAAUGAGAAGUUGGCAGGAAAGAUUGAGAGGUUGAAGGAGAAGGUUGCGGUACGGCGGCAAGAGGAGACCUCGGCGGCAGUCAAGCCAGAACCGGUGAAGCGAUCGUCAAAAGAUGAGGCACGAGAUGAUCACGACGGUGAUGAGAGCUAUUAUGACGAGGGCGCAGAGUCAGCGUACAAAGACAGUGACGAUGAUGACGAAUCGUCCCAACGGGGCAGAACCAGGAAACCUAAGCCGAAGCGCAGAAUGAGGGUGUCGUCGCCCAAUCCCCUCGGUCAUGAUGACAGCCAUGCCGACGCUAUGACUCCUCGCACGCGGUAUCUUCUCGACGUGCUCAAUACGCGCGACGUGGCCAAGAUCAAGUCUCUGUGUGGUCUGGGCGCGAAGAGAUCAGAAGGAAUCGUGGACUUUCUCAACGGUGAAGAAGAAAAUGAGGGAAUCACGUUGAGUUCUUGGAAUGAUCUGACGAGACUGCGUGGCGUAGGAAAGAAGACGCUUGAGACGAUGAGGGAGGGUGUCGUCGUAUGAAAUGUAUUUCUUUAUUCUGGUUGGAAUUUCGUGCUCCCGUGCCUCACUCUUUUGUGUGGCAACGAUGCACUGGUUAGGUCGCGCGUUGAGCUGCAUUGAUUUGCAUAGCGUGGCGUUGGAACAUGAAAACAUGCUCGUCCCUUGGUUUUGUCGGGACCGCCUAGGACGAGGUCUGUUGUGUGACAUUAAUUUUGAGGUUGAUUGUGCUUGCGCUUCCAGUCACAUGCGACCUAAUGCACACAGCGAUAGAUGUGCCAUUCCCGCGAACCAUGUGUAAUUCUUCUUGGAUAUAAUCGAUU